This is a messenger RNA of Olea europaea var. sylvestris, 1220 nucleotides long. RefSeq lists its product as uncharacterized. Lineage: Eukaryota; Viridiplantae; Streptophyta; Magnoliopsida; Lamiales; Oleaceae. The record is from RefSeq and is a predicted model, not a curated record. The transcript has 3 exons. The coding region runs from base 217 to 729 and encodes 170 amino acids.
CCCUCUUUGUCGUCUCUUGGAAAUUCUUGUUGUCUAGCUAUAGAUUCAUAAUUCUUCAAGAUCCAAUAAAGCUAGAAAACCCCAAAUCUCUUUUCAUCUGAUUUCCUUUCGAAAGGCUUCUGAGGUAUAUUGAAUAUUUUGUGCAUAUUGUUACAGUUUUGAAUGUAUCGGCCAUAAAUCCUAAAAUAUUCGGGCGUGAAAGGUUCAGAUUGAGGUAUGGCUUUAGCACUAACCCAUCUUUCAUGGUGGUUGUGGAGUGGGAAGCAACAGGAACCUAACAUCUCAGACGGAUCUCCAUUGAAUUCCUCGCCUGAUUCGGGUUUGUGGGAAAUGGACAAAGUGAAAUUCCCGGUGGUUCAUAGGAAAGCUAUUGGUUCCUCAUCUGGACGGGUUAAGAAAAAAUGGCAGAGUCGAGAGGAGCGAAGAAUUGACAAGGAAUAUGAUGUAGUUCUUGUGCCGUCAGAUGGAGGAUGUCUUUCAGCGUCUGAUUCUGAUGGUUCAGAUUGGUCAGUUGGAUGGUUGGAGCCCCAUGGCCCUGGCUUCAAAACUGAUGAUACUGUUGAUGAUAGUUUUGCAGUGUUGGUUCGUUGCUAUGGUCACGAUCAAAAGGAUCUGGUAGAUAACUCCAAGGAUGUGUUUAUAGACACAAUUGGGAAAAUUUCAGAUAUAAAUGCUUCUGAAAACAAGAAGCAUAUGGAGCAGUGGGUCUCCUCUCUUCAGAACAACUAACGUUUCGAUGAAAACCUCAUGGGAUUUGGUCUUCUGGUCCUGCUACAUUCUAAUUCGGAUUCAUCGUGUUGUUUAUAGUUAUUAUGUAUCUCUUAAACUUAAAAAAAAAAUGGUUAAAAAAGGAAAAGAAAAAAGAAGAAUAUCAAAAAGAUCAAAUAAUGUAUAGCAAUAUUAUGAUAUUGUAUAGCCGGGAAUUUGCUAAUAGGAAAUAACUCUCCUAACAUGGCUGGGAUGGACUUAUCUCAGUUAGUUUUCAGAAUGAUAGGAGCUGAUGUGUUGUAUAUUGCUUGGGAUAGUGGGCAAAAUUUGAAAGUGCAAGGGGGGAAAAAAAAUAGAAGAAGACAGUAAUGAACUGAUGGUGCUUGGUGUAAAUAUGUCUGUACAUAUGCAAAAUGUGCUUCUUGUCUUUGUAAAUAUAUUAUUUCAUUGUUAAGGAAUACUUUGUCAUUGUAAGGAAUUAGAUGCUAUAUAUUUGAACUUUGUCGUCUGUA